Messenger RNA from Copidosoma floridanum, 1770 nucleotides. Its product is annotated as carboxypeptidase B. Lineage: Eukaryota; Metazoa; Arthropoda; Insecta; Hymenoptera; Encyrtidae. Gene Ontology annotation, biological process: proteolysis. The record is from RefSeq and is a predicted model, not a curated record. Gene Ontology annotation, molecular function: zinc ion binding; metallocarboxypeptidase activity.
AUGGGCCCGCAGAGGAAGCUGAUCGUCGCCCUGGUCCCACUGCUCGUGGCGCUGCUCGGAAAAUGCCAGAGCCCGGACAUGCUGCGGUCCCUGCCGAAAAACGUCAGCGGCUACCUCGUCAGCAGGGAUGGACAGUUUUACGUCCAGCCGGCACUCGAAAAUCAGAGCAGCAAUGGAGAGCGAGGAGUCGAAAACGAGUCGCGAGCAAACGACGAGGAAAGUUGGACCGAGGGAGGAGAGGAGAGCUGGCGCUCCGAUAAGGAGCCGGUGGACGGAGAUGAUGAGGACGAUGACGAGUCCUGGUCGUCGAGGAGGGGCUCGUUGUGGUGGUGGGAGCGGGGCACGAGAUCGCGCGGCUUCUCGAUUUUCGGGAUGCUGGAGUCAGCGGUGGGGAUGGUGGGCAAGUUCCUCGGGGGUAUGAUCUUCGAGGACGAGGAGGACAUCGAGAGCAAGGACAGCGCGGCUAACUAUAGGGGCCACCAGCUGCUGAGGCUCACGGCCAAGACGAAGAAGCAGGUGCGUUACCUCCAACAGUUGAUGACCGACGAGCCCGACGACGUCAAGUUUUGGACGAAUCCCGUCAAGGACAAGGCAACGGAUGUUUUGGUGUCUUCGAGGUUGUUGAACGAUGUCAAGGAGUUUUUCCGAGAAAAGGGCAUCAACUACGUCAUGCUGAUGUCCGAUCUUGAGAAGGCCAUAAAAUCUCAGAACCCCCGGAUGCCCAAGGAACGUCGCCAAGAUUUGUUCUCGUCGCAGGGCCACGCCAUGACGUGGAAACGGUACCACCGAUUCAAAGACGUAAUGGGUUACCUGGAUUACUUGGCCUCGAAGUAUCCUCAAAUAGUCGAAGUAGUGUCGAUAGGCAAGAGUUUCGAAGGGCGGCCCUUGAAAAUUGUCAAAGUGUCGACUGGCGCUAACGUAAACGGAGAACCAAAGCCUACCAUUUGGAUCGACGCCGGAAUGCACGCCCGAGAAUGGAUAAGCGUGGCGGUGACGACCUACAUAUUAAACCAGCUGGUCGAGAAGAACGAGAACUACACGCGGCUGCUGGACAUCACCGACUGGGUAAUAAUGCCCGUGGCCAAUCCCGAUGGGUACGAGUAUACCCACACGGACGACCGUCUGUGGCGGAAGACCCGCAGCAACCACGACGCUGAGCCCCAGGAUGAUACGAGGCAAGCUCCCGGUUUCCUGCACGUGGUCUCCCAGUACACAAAGUGGCUGUUCGGCGGGAGUUGCGAGGGUGUGGACCCCAACCGUAAUUUUCACAUCCACUGGGGUGACGAUAAAAUUGGCGCCAGCACUGACCCCUGCGCCGACACGUACCAGGGCCCGAGCCCGUUCUCGGAGCCGGAGACCAGGGCCAUCUCCAACUACAUCAUGAAGAACAAGAAGUUUAUCAAGAGCUACUUGACUAUGCAUUCCUAUUCCCAAAUGAUCCUGUGUUGCGGUCUCACGCGCACGAGGCCGGCCGAUUUCGACGACCUGAUGAACAUCGCGAAUAAAGCGAAAAAGGCCAUUGCCAAGGUCAACGGCAUCGAGUACAGGGUGGGCUCCGCGGCCGAGCUCCUUUACCCGACGACAGGUUCGUCGGACGACUGGGCCAAGGAGAUAGCGGGUAUAAAGAACUCGUUCACGAUAGAGCUGCGCGAUCGAGGAAACUACGGCUUCCUCCUGCCGGCCUCGCAGAUCAUCCCGACCGCCCGCGAGACGUGGGCAGGCGUGCGAGUGAUUGCGCGUAUGUCCGCGGCGCAGGGCAACAACACCUGA